UAAACUAGAUUAUUUCUUACAACUUAAUUUCUGUGUACUUCUAGACUGGAUAAACUUUAUUAUCUAACCGACAAAAUUCGAACAAUAUUGCAAAAUUAUUAGAUUAAUACUAAAUGGUGUAUUUGAAAUUAUUAUUAUAAUUUUAUUUAUCCCAAAUGUUGGAAUAAAAUUUUUCAAAAUUUCUAUAUUAAUAUACCGGCUUGGACGAAACGUAUUUAGAGAAAUAUAUGUACAUAUAUAUAUUAAUAAAAGCAAUGAAGUAUAUCAGUUGAUAACAGGCACAAACAAUAAUUUGCACCUGCAUUGACGUUAUUGUAACAUGGUGUCAUUUCGCACCGAUGUCGCAAUUACAGUUAAAUAACGCAGUAGCCAUCUAUUUAUUAUAAACUAUAUAUUAGAAGCUUGCAUUGAGAGCUGGAAAUAUGAAGGAAUGGUUAAAAAUCUCGUGCAUACUUUGCUUAUUCGGAUUUCUACGUGAAGUAAGACCUUCUGAAUCUUUCAUUACAGAAUUUUUACUUGGACCAUGGCGUAACAUAACCCAAGAUGAGGUAAAUCGUCAAGUCUAUCCUGUGGGUACAUAUUCCUAUUUAGCUCAGCUGGUAGUCGUGUUCCUAAUGACGGAUUUUUUACGGUAUAAGCCCUUAAUAAUUGCUUGUGGUGUAACUGGUUGCGUUGUGUGGAGUAUGCUUUUGUGGACUAGUUCAUUGGAGGCGCUGAAAGUGUUGGAAUUUUUUUACGGUACUUACAUGGCUACUGAAGUAGCUUACUAUACAUACAUUUAUGCUAAAGUUGAUAAAAAGUAUUAUCCUCGGGUAACAUCGCACACAAGAGCCGCUAUGUUUUUAGGUAAGCUGGUGGCCGGAACUUCAGCGCAAGUGUUAAUAAUUCUAAAAGUUAUGAACUAUAGAGACUUGAAUUACAUUACGUUCGCAACGCAGAUUGCAGCCACUUUAUGGGCUUUGUUCUUACCGAAAGUCAAAAAUAGUUUGUAUUUUCAUCACCAUGAUUAUCUUGACGGCCAGUGUUCAACAGAGAGUCGAAAUCAUGAUACGAUAGAUGCCGGAGAUGCAAAGUCACAAAGCCAAGUUAAUGAAGGUUUAAUGCCACUCAAAGCUACCUCCUUGUUAUGGUUGCAUUUUUAUAAUGCCUACACUAACGUAAAAGUGCUUCAAUGGUCCUUAUGGUAUGCAAUGGGUUUAUGUGGUUAUCUCCAAGUUAUUUCCUAUAUACAAGUCUUGUGGAAAGAUAUAAAACCAGACUCCUCAAUUGCUUGGAAUGGAGCAGUUGAUGCUACGCUUACCGCUUUAUCUGCAAUUUUCGCUUUAGGAGCUGGUUACAUGCAUACUGGACUUUUAAAGCCCCAUAUAUUAGUUUUAGCCGUCUUGUCAUCAUUGAAAGGUGGAGCCAUUUUAUUAUGCUGUCGAAGCGAUAACAUCUUUCUUUCCUACGUAGGUUUUGUAGUCUUUGGUGCUUUGUAUGCAUUUACCAUAACAGUAGCGAGUGCUGAAGUAGCCCGUCAUUUGGAGGAAGACAGUUUCGGUUUGGUUUUUGGCAUUAACACACUGUUGGCUUUGAUCUUCCAAACUAUCAUCACUGUUGUGGUUAUUUCAGACACAGGAUUCGCCUUAACAGUAAAGGGUCAAUACACUGUUUAUGCAUUUUAUUUUAUCAUCAUCGGUGUAGUAUAUUUUUUGUGCGCUCUGUGGAAUCUUCUGAUAGUUAAGAGUAUUAGAGACAAUAUUAAUCUAUCAUCAUAGGAAUAGUGCGUGAAUAAUAAGAAGCAUACUCUAGCACAAAGUUGCCGUAAAAAUUUUUCGUUGAAAAUCUUAUUAUUAUAUAUAAAUAUUUCCAGAUUUAAGUACUUAACUUUCAAGUAGUGAUAGCAGCUUUUAUAACAUUUACUUGAUGAUGAUUUAGUGUAUCUUGCACCUAUUGCAUAUGUGAAGACACAUUUCCUCUCAAUUUGUGAUUUUGUCUAUUUUUCUAUCAUAUAUUAUGAAUAUUUUAUUGUAAAAAAAAUAAUAAUCAGCAUACUACAUUAGAUGUGGAAAUAA
Messenger RNA from Glossina fuscipes, 2054 nucleotides. RefSeq names its product thiamine transporter 2-like. Gene Ontology annotation, biological process: vitamin transport; transmembrane transport. The record is from RefSeq and is a predicted model, not a curated record. Gene Ontology annotation, cellular component: plasma membrane. Gene Ontology annotation, molecular function: vitamin transmembrane transporter activity. NCBI's taxonomy places the organism in Eukaryota, Metazoa, Arthropoda, Insecta, Diptera, Glossinidae. The coding region runs from base 423 to 1757 and encodes 444 amino acids. The transcript is spliced from 6 exons.